Messenger RNA from Mandrillus leucophaeus (drill), 1421 nucleotides. It is a transcript of the gene LDLRAD2, whose product is annotated as low density lipoprotein receptor class A domain containing 2. The coding region runs from base 177 to 410 and encodes 77 amino acids. The record is from RefSeq and is a predicted model, not a curated record. The transcript is spliced from 4 exons. Lineage: Eukaryota; Metazoa; Chordata; Mammalia; Primates; Cercopithecidae.
UCCCCGUGGCAUCCUCCGGACCCUUCCUAGGCCUGCGCCUGGUCACGAGAGGCCGCCAGCCCCGCGUGGACUUCGUGGGCGAAAGCACCUCUUUCCGUCUGGGACCUUGUGGUGCCUACUUCCGCUGCCAGAAUGGCAGGUGCAUCCCCUCAAGCCUCGUGUGUGACCCCUGGGGCAUGGACAACUGUGGCGACGGCAGUGACCAGGGCUCCUGGUCACCAGCUGACUGCAGAGGUCCCUCUCCGGUGGCCAGCGAGACAGGAAGUACAGACCACCACACCUCCAGCUCUCCGACUCCCUCUCCAGCUCUUGGGUCCGCAGGAUCCCUCCGGAUUGCAGCUGAGAGGAGUCCCCCAGCAGGCAGGGACCCCACGAGACAGGACGCAGCUUUGGAAGACUCCACUGAGUGAAGCCCUCAUCAAAGACACGGGAGGCCCCUGGCGGGGAUAGCACCGUUUAUUAAGAAAAAAUCAAGACAAAGACCACAGGAGGGUCCCUUCUAGGACACAGAGGCCAGGCGUCCCAACCCCACAGUCUGGGAGCCACUGGCAGGAUGGCACUCGAGCUGGAGCUUCAGGCUCCCGCAGAUGGGGCAGGGUGGUCGGGGGUCCUAUCCCCCUCCUCUCUCUCCCAGUUGUGAGUUCUGCUUUCCCCCACCCAAGGCACUAGCUCUUCCUGGGCACCAGCGGCAUCUGAGGAGUCCCUGGGCCUUCACUUCCAGAUGAGUGGGGAUGUGGCCUGGGGUGGGCAAGGCCCGGUGGGCGGGGCCUUCUCAGUGCUGGGCUCUGCCUGUAGCAGCUCCUGGUAAGAGUUGGGGUGGGUUUUCCCUUACAGCCCCUGAGGGAGGAACCCUGGGCUGUGUGCUGGCAGAAGGGGGUGGGAAUGCAGGCCAGGAGGAGGGCGUGGUAGGAAGGGGACGCUGCCAGAGGAGGUGCCAGGGGCUGGGUGGAGGUGGGUGGGGGUGCCGAAAAACGAGCUGGUGGGGAUGGGGACCGCCUGCCCAGCGGUGAGCUGCCUUUUGCUCCACAGCCGGCACUAAAGACAAUUCCCAAUCCUGAGUGGGUGGCAGAGGUUCCUGCGAUGCCCGUCUCAGGUAGCUGUGGGGCACCAGCCUACAAGCCGAGGUUGGCUCUCCUAGGAGUGAGAACUGCCCAAGGGCUACAGAAACAGGCCACCCAGCUCUAUCUUGGGGGCUCCAUUGGUGGGUAGGGGGAGAGUGGGGGCAGUUCUGGGCCCACCCAGCCACCGUUCCUGACCCCAAGUCCUGGUGGCUUUCUGAGGCGCCUACUCCCAUCAAACCUGCCUUGCCCGCCAGCCUUGUGGCUUUGCCCAGCUGUGUGGGUGGGGGUCGCGUGCCCACCUCCAGUCCAGCCCAGGGCGGUAGCAGCAAAGCGUGGCAUCGCCUCAGUUUCUUACAAAAA